Adineta steineri is the source of this 2409-nucleotide messenger RNA. The record is from the annotation of a GenBank genome assembly. Lineage: Eukaryota; Metazoa; Rotifera; Eurotatoria; Adinetida; Adinetidae.
AUGGCCACUGCUCUUCUACUAAAUGAUGACUUUUACACAAACACCGAUGAUAAGUAUCUUGAAAUAUUCUCACUUAUUUGGCUUGAUGCAAAUGUAGAUGUUAAAGACAAUCGAGACACAGAAGUAAAAUUACGUUCGAUUAUCAAUCAUAUCAAGAAAUUUCAAGAUAUAGAACAAUGUGAACAAUAUAUUGAUCAAACAUCACAAAAAGAUCGAUUAAUACUUAUUGUUAGUGGUCCAUUAGGACAAGAAAUAGUACCCUCCAUUCAUCAACUUCGACAAGUUAUAUCAAUUUAUGUUUAUUGUAUGGAUAAGAACAGUAAUGAACAAUGGGUUCACAAAUUUUCAAAAGUGAAAUCUGUUGUUGUUGAUCUUGACGAGCUUGUCUCCCAAAUCACAACAGAUCAUAAAAUUCACAAAAAGGUAGAAGAACCAUUGUCAAUCAAUAUUUUCUCAACAAAUGUUGGUGCAGGUAAAUCAACAACAGGAGUUAAUGGACAAUUUGUUUUUUCUCAAAUUCUCGUUGACUGUCUUCUACGGUUAAAAUCAACUGAAAUAGACAAAAACGAACUUAUUGGUCUUUGUGAAAAGGAAUAUGAAGGAAAUAAUACCGAACUAAACAAUCUUCGUGAAUUUCAACAAGAUUAUUUACCUGAUAAAGUGUUAUGGUGGUACACGAAAGAAUCAUUCUUCUACAAGAUUCUAAAUGCAGCUUUACGUACACAAAAUAUUCAUAUGAUGUUUUUGUUUCGAUCAUUUAUUUAUGAUAUAUAUCGUCAAUUGCAAAAAUAUCAAUCUAAGCAUCCGUUACAAGUUUAUCGAUGUCAACUAAUGUCAAACGAUGAAUUAAAUAGUCUUAAACAAAAUAUUGGCCAGUUUAUUUCAGUAAAUUCAUUUUUUUCCACCAGUGACGAACGUCGAACAGCUCUCUUCCUCCUAGGUGAUAUAACAACACAGAUUGAUUCAGAACGAGUGUUGUUUGAAAUCGAUGCUGAUCCUAAAAUAUUUAAUACAAAACCAUUUGCUGAUAUUAGGAAACAUAGUUGUUUUCCACAUGAAUCAGAAGUUCUCUUUAUGAUUGGUUCCAUCUUUCGUCUUAAUAAUAUUUAUCGUAAUGAUGAUCAAAUAUGGAUCGUUGAAAUGACUUUAUGUAAUGAUGAUGAACAUGAUUUAAAACAAGUUCUUAUGCAUAUGAAACAACAAAUUAAUAAUGAAGAAACAAAUCUUCGAAUACUUGGAAAUGUAUUAUGGGAGAUGGGUAAAUUUGAUUUAGCUGAAAAAUAUUUUAUUCGUUCGUUGAAACAGCUUUCAUCGAAUGAUCCAUUACAUAUCAGUUUAUAUGAAGACCUUGGCAAACUCGCAUCACAGAGAGGUGAUUAUGAUUUGAGUAUGGAAUGGCGUCAAAAAUUACUUACAUUCAAAAAGGAAAAUCUAUUAGCGACCAAUAUUAGUGUUAAUAAAACAAACAAUUCCAUCGAACAAUCAAUUCUUGUUGAUCAUAUUAAUAUCAACACAAAAUGGAAACAACAUGGAAUUACUGUUGCUGGAGGAAAUCGACGAGGCAAUCAAUUAAAUCAACUCUCUCGUCCUGAAGGUAUCUAUAUUGAUGAUGAUCAUCAAACUAUUUAUAUCGCUGAUUGUGGUAAUCAUCGUAUUGUCGAAUGGAAAUAUGAAGCAAAGAAUGGUCAAGUUGUUGCAGGUGGAAAGGAAAAAGGAAAACGAAGUAAACGAUUGCAUUAUCCAACAGGUGUGGUUGUUGAUAAAAACAGUGAUUCUCUCAUCAUUUGUGAUCGUGACAACAAACGAGUGGUACGAUGUUCUCGUCAAAAUGGUACAAAUGGAGAAACCAUCAUUUCUGAUAUUGAUUGCGAAGGUCUAACAAUGGAUAAUAAUGGAAAUCUUUAUGUCUCUAACUGGGUGAAGAAUGAAGUGAGACGAUGGAAACAAGGAGAGAGUGAAGGAAUAAUAGUAGCAGGUGGAAAUGGACAAGGAAAUCACCUCAAUCAACUGAAUUGGCCUACCCAUAUCUUCGUUGAUGGAGAUCAUUCAGUUUAUAUAUCGGAUCAUCACAAUCAUCGUGUGAUGAAAUGGAUGAAAGGUGCAAAAGAAGGUGUUGUUGUUGCUGGUGGAAGAGGUCAAGGAAAUAGUUUGACACAAUUGUCUCAUCCUGAAGGAGUGAUUGUCGAUCAUUUAGGUAAUAUUUAUGUGACUGACUCUCACAAUCAUCGAAUAAUGCGUUGGUGUGAAGGAUCUAAGGAAGGUAGUAUUAUUGUUGGUGGAAAUGGAGAAGGAGAAGAACCAAAUCAGUUCAAUCUUCCCAAAGGUUUAUCAUUCGACGUUCAAGGUAAUCUCUAUGUUGUCGAUUGUUGGAAUUAUCGAAUACAAAAAUUUGAAAUUGAUUUGAAUUAA